Morchella importuna is the source of this 684-nucleotide messenger RNA. RefSeq lists its product as uncharacterized. Lineage: Eukaryota; Fungi; Ascomycota; Pezizomycetes; Pezizales; Morchellaceae. The coding region runs from base 1 to 684 and encodes 227 amino acids. The transcript is spliced from 4 exons. The record is from RefSeq and is a predicted model, not a curated record.
AUGCCCUACAACCUCCUGACCCCCACCGACCUCGAAGCCCUCACGCUCCGCCACCCACUACCCGACAGCACCAUCUGGACAUGGAACGACCCCGACCCCGUCCCCGUCCCCGCGCGCCCCCCCACCCCACCGUCCCCGACCGGCCCAACAGGAACCGACACGCCCUGGUGGCCCUCCUGGGACCCCCCUUCCCCUGCCCCACCCCCGCGCCCACACUCACACCCACGCCGCGCCGAACACACACAGCAGCAGGACAGAGCGUUGACCAUCUUCUCUCUUUUGCUGGGUCAGAGCCCGAGGAGGGGGGGACGAGCCGCAGGCGGCACAGGUGGUGACGCUGCUGGGGACGGCGCAGCUGCUGGAGCGGCUGGCGGGGGAGCUGGGGGCGGCGAUGGGGAGAGGGUGUGGGCGGGGGUGGAUGCGGCGCUUACGGCGCUCGUGGUGCUGGGGUGUGGGGGUGCGAGGGUGGGCGCGGUGGGGGUGGGCGCGUGUGUGGUUUGUUAUGCGCGGGUGGCGGAUGUGGUGUUGAGGCCGUGUGGGCAUUUGGUGUUGUGUUCGGGGUGUGUGUUGGUUGAGAAGGUUGGUGGGAAGGGUGCGGGUGCGGGGAAGAGACGGCAGGCGGUGUGUCCGGUGCCGGAGUGUGGGAGGGCGGUGGAGGAGACGCUCAAGACAUACCGCGGCUAA